Mesocestoides corti is the source of this 714-nucleotide messenger RNA. The record is from the annotation of a GenBank genome assembly. NCBI's taxonomy places the organism in Eukaryota, Metazoa, Platyhelminthes, Cestoda, Cyclophyllidea, Mesocestoididae.
UUUGAAUUUAAUGUGAAUUUCGAACACACGAUUAAAUUUUCACCUUAUCUUUUUACAGAAACUAACAUCGACGAAAUCGAAACUAGUUACCUUCACCAAAAGCCGACCUCCAUUCAAAAUCUCCUCAAGAGCACCCAGUUUUCUCGAAGGGAAUUACAAAUUAUAUACCGCGGCUUUAAAGAGGACUGUCCAACGGGGUACCUAACUGAAGAUAUCUUCAAAAUUAUCUACGGCAAGUUUUUCCCGCAAGGCGGUGAGUUAAACUUCAGUUUAUUAAAUCAACAGAUCAACAAAUUUAUCAACAUCUUUGUUCAAGAAUUAAAAAAAGCUUUCAAAAUUUCAGAUGCCAAUAUGUACGCUCACUUCGUAUUCCGAACAUUCACAAACUCGAAUCAGGGGAAGAUAACAUUCGAGCAACUGGUCCGCUGUCUUUCAUCCUUAAUUCACGGCCCUUCGGUAUCCAAGUUAAUGUGGAUAUUUCAUCUGUAUGACACAGAAGGAGAUGGCGUCAUCGACAAGACGGAAAUGUUGAAGGUUGUCCAAGCAAUUUACGACCUCCUUGGCAAGCACACUGAUCCUCCGUACGAAGAGGCUUCUGUGAAGGAACACAUGGAAUCCGUAUUUCAUCUUCGUCUUUUGCAGAAACUGGAUAUAAAUCAAGAUGGCGUCAUAAGUCCAGAGGAGUUCCUUCAGGCGUGUCAAAACGUGAGUUAA